AUGGAAUUGGAGAAUAUUAGUAUUGCUGCAGAGUUAAGUUCCUCCGAUCCAACAAAACAGACCAAUGCCCUGCUGAUUCUUCAUCGUCUCUAUACAGCCGGAAAGGAUAUACAAAAUUAUGUAUCUACUGUGAUUAAUGCUGUUUUGGUCAAGACAUCCGAUCCAUUGGUGAAGAAACUUUGUUAUCAGUUAAUUAAAGGAUGUGCCAUAACGAGUAGACACGAUUGGAAUUUUGUUAUGAAAGUUGUAGUUGAUGAUAUGACCAAUUCAUCAGCAAAUCCUGAUUUGUGUGUCUGGGCUUUUAGAACAGUGGUUGGUUUGUGUGGUAUUAGCACUCAACUUCAAGAGUUUUUCGUAAAGAAUCGUAGACAAAUAGAAGAAUGUCUUUUCAAGUAUGGAUAUGAUCAUGUUAGAAUUGCUGCUCUUCACUUUUUAAAGUGUUUGGCAAUUUCGUUGAGACAAUCCGAGACUUUACGAUCAACAGCUUUCCAACAAAAUACAAGUGAAUCAUCAACAGCAAAGUAUUUCUCUGAUUGGGUGAUUAAAUCUAUUAAAGAUGAUAAUCAAGAAAUUGCAUUUGUUGGAUUUGAAGUGUUGAGAGAAUUUAUUUGUGGAGAUUGUGCUCGUCAUCUUCAUGCGGAAUCUUUGCCAAUUUCUGUCACCAAGGAAAGUAUGCAAUGGAUUGCUGCAAUGAAGCCACAUUUUACCAUCCUCUUGUCAAGACUCAAGUGUAUGGAUGUGAGAAGAAGAUACCCUGCCUUGAGACCAAUUACUUUCAUUUCAUUAUAUUUACAAGACGAAUAUUCACAUCAACAAUUAUUGGAUCGUUCCAAUUCAUCCUUUGAUAAUGUCAUGAUUAGUGUAACAAAUGUUUUGAGACCAAUGCUUCAAAGUGUUGAAUGUGCCACAGUUUUGGAAACAGCACACUGUAUCUUAUUAACUGCUAUGGAUAGUUCAAUGACAAGCGAUUUGACAGCUUGUACUAAUAAUUUAAUUGAUGAUGCAACAAAUGCCUAUCUUGGACUUUUAUACAGAGAAGAAUCAUCCUUCUUCUAUGAUGAUCUUAUGAAAGAUAUUUGUUCAGUUUUAAAUACUGUUCGUGAUAAGUAUACUGUUUGUGUGAAACUUGUGGAACAUAUUUUGAAAGUUAGUGACAACGUAAAUAGAAUGUACAUAUUAUCAAGUGUAGUCAGAACUCUUAUUCAAUGCAGUAUUAACACAAGAACAAAACAACACUUCCUCAAACUUUUAGAUCAAUUGAAUGAACCUGUUGAAAUUGACCUCUUCUUGAGAGAAGGGUUCAUUUCCAAGAUUGUAACUGUUCCAGAAUCACAAUUUGAAGAACAAAUCAGAAAUGAACUUCUCUUCUGUUUGUGUCGUGAAUACUUGACUCAAAAGCCAUUUACACCAAAGAAUGACAAUAAUGUUGAAAAGAAUACAGACUCUGCCAUUGAUUAUUCACUCAUUCAUGCUUGGUUGGAUGUUGGAAUUGGCAUUUGUGAAUUUGCAAUGAAUUCUCUCACGUGGAAAGACUCUAAUGGGUUAAUUGCAAGUAUUUCAGAGUUCGCCCUCGUUUUGACAGAUUUGUGUGGAGAAUCCUACACAUCAUUCAAUACAAAUGAAGAUCAAAGAAAGAAGAUUCAAAAGAUUUUGAACAAGUGUUUGGAUAUCAUUCUCAAGAUGAAGACUGAAUUUGCUGAAGUCAUGUCCAUGUGUAUUCUUAGUAAUUAUGUUGAAUUACAAAAACAAGCUGCUGGAAGAGAAAGUGGUGAUUUGGUAUUUGACCAUACCAGAUUUAUGAUUUCUUCAACUCUUAAAAACUCUGGUGGAAUGUCCAGUAAGGAAAAGAUUGAAACUCUCCUCUAUUGUUUACUCAGUGUUUGUUUGAGAUUUACUCCAAAACUUAGAGAUACUUUUGAAUAUUUGAAAAUGUUGAUGGAGAAACAACUCGAUACUAGGGAUGAUAUUGCCGAUUUGAUCAGAAAAACUUUAUUGAAAGUUGAUUAUGCUAUGAAGUACAAUAUAACAAGAGAUAAUGCUUCCAAGUCAGAUAUUGAACUUAUUUAUGGUAAGGUAUUUAACAAGGAUCACCCAAUCUUCAAGUCAUACUACUCGGAAGAAGAUGAAAGAAUUCUCACCUCCUACAUUGAAGGCAUUCAACAACUCAACUCUAUUAUUUCAAAUUUGCACGAACAAGAUCUCUACCAACUCAAGAAGGGUAAACAACUCUUGACAGCCACCUCAGCCAAUACAAAGAUUAGACAAACUAACAUUGAAUCCAAGUUCCACUCUGUAAUUAUCUCCCAACCAAGUGAUCCUAUCUGUGUAACAGCUUCCUACUCUGUUAUGCCUGACUCAUAUACUGUAUUCCUCCACGUUAAGGUACAUAAUAAUUCACCAUGUGAUAUUUUCAAAACAACAGCCGAAGUUGGCCUCGAAGGUCCACUUACUCUCUUUGAAAAGACUCAACAAGCAUCAAGUAAUAUUGGUGACUUGUCUGUAAAUCAAUCCUAUGAAUUUGAUUUGGAAUUUACAAUGUCAGAACUUGGACACUAUUGUUUUAAUAUUAUUAUACAAUGUACACAUCUCAAGUCCUCAGGAACCAUUGAUCUUUUGGAUGAAGGCAACAAGCAAGAAGGACUUGUAACAAUUAGAUGCCAACCAUUCAAGAUCAAAAUGGCUCACGUUCUCACAAAGCCAAUUAAUUUACUUCAUGAAAACUUUUUGACAUUGUGGGAAAAUUUCGAGUCUUCUUUCCACCUUAAAAUGGCUAUUCCAAAGAUUGAAGGAACUGGUAAGAACAAAUCAACAAUUGUCAAAGCUAAGGAAUUCAUUUCACAAUUAAUGUCAGGUUUACAUUUUUGUGAAAUUCAACAAUUGGAUGAAGCCACCAAGGUGAAACAAGAUGACUCAAUGUUCCAAUUUUGCUUUGCUGCCAGAUCUAUUUUCAAAGACUAUGUAUUAUUGGUGGUGUUCGGUUAUGCUCACCACAAUGGAGAACAUAUCUUGUGUGACUUCCAAUUCAAGACUAGUUCAGAGCCAGUUUACAGUUGUUUACAUGCUGAUAAAUCUCCUUGGUUCCAAGAUUUGGUAGAUGCCAAUUCACACUUUUAUGGAGACCGUAGAGUAUUUGUCAUUGAUCCAGAAUCAUAUGAUAGAUCCUUCUUUGAUAUUACAAAUCAAUUUGUAUUUGAUAAGGUUAGAGUCAAUGUCAUGAAGAAGUACAAUCUCAAUGCAUCAAAGCUUAACGUCCUAUUCUUGAAGAGAUGGGAUUCGACCCGAAUUCAAGAAUAA
This is a messenger RNA of Naegleria gruberi, 3294 nucleotides long. RefSeq lists its product as uncharacterized. Lineage: Eukaryota; Heterolobosea; Eutetramitea; Acrasida; Naegleriidae. The transcript has 4 exons. The record is from RefSeq and is a predicted model, not a curated record. Gene Ontology annotation, biological process: endocytosis. Bases 1 to 3294 code for a protein of 1097 amino acids.